AUGGAGAAAGAAGGUAGAAGAGAAGAUGGUGUUUCUUCUUAUCUCUGCAUUCCUUUUAGUUUCAUCCACAAAAUCCUGCAAUCUCUCUUGUUUAAGUCUCUCGGCUUAAAAUCGCCUCCUAUAUCAAACGAAGAGGAAGAGACAGAGGUUGUUAAAGUGUCGUCGAGGAAAAUUAUAGUGAAGCAGGAUCCGAGUUCGGGCAAGCCUGGAGGUACCAACAAGUCGCGUGCCUAG
This is a messenger RNA of Microthlaspi erraticum, 234 nucleotides long. NCBI's taxonomy places the organism in Eukaryota, Viridiplantae, Streptophyta, Magnoliopsida, Brassicales, Brassicaceae. The record is from the annotation of a GenBank genome assembly.